AUGCAGCCGGAACCCACAGCUGCACGGUUUUCCGGGCCACAGAAAGACGCCGCACUGCCCAACGCGCCCACCAUGCCACCUCCAGAGUCCACCUCCGAAGGCCGCCAGUCCAGCCCUGGCCCCACGGAGCGAACCACAGCAGAGGAAUUCCAGUUCCUGUGUUGCCAGAACUGCAAGACUGAAGCCAAGUGUCCCAAGCUGCUCCCUUGUCUGCACAACCUGUGCUCAGGAUGCUUAGAGAAAUUGGGUAUGCAAUGCCCCAUCUGCCAGGAAUCCUGGUCCCCGGAUACCAAUGCACAGGUGCUGGAUAACGUUUUCUUCGAGAGUCUGCAGCGGCGCCUGUCGAUGUACCGGCAGAUCGUGAGUGCCCAUGCGACUUGCACUCGUUGCAAAGAGUCCGCGGACUACUGGUGCUUCGAGUGUGAGCAGCUCAUCUGCAAGAAAUGUUUUGAUCCACACCAGUGGUUUGUUAAACAUGAAGCCCGACCUCUGGCGGAUUUCCGCAGUCAAUCGGUGCACGAGUUCCUGGAGCGCACGCGCAAAUCCAACAACAUCUUUUGCUCCAAUACCAGACACCACACCCCAGAGCUGACUAGCAUCUACUGUCGAGCCUGUUCCAAGCCCCUGUGCUGCUCAUGCGCACUUCUGGACAAAGGUCACAGCGAGGACAAGAGCGACAUCAAUAUGGAGAUCGAGCAGCGGCAGGAGGAGCUGGACACCAUGACGCAGGCGCUGCAGCAGCAGGACGGGGCCUUUGGUGCAGCUCGCGAGCAGAUUCAGUCCUCCAUCCGCCAGCUGGCCAGCGCGCGCGAGAGCACCGAGAAGCUGAUCCACACACGCGUAAGCGAAGUGGUAGAGCACGUGCAGGCGCUGGAGCGCGAGCUGCUGCAGAGCGUGCAAGAGCAAUACGAGCACGAAGUCCGGGAGCUGGCCAGCCACCAGGGCCGCCUGGACACGGUGCUGCAGCGCAUCCACACAGGCGGCGAGCUUGUGCACAAGAUGAAGCUCUAUGCCUCUGACCAGGAGGUGCUGGACAUGCACAGCUUUCUGCGGGAGGCACUCUGCCACCUGCAGCAGGAGAAGCCCCAGAAUCUGCAAGCCCCCGUGCGCACGGAGGGCUUCGAGGAAUUGAAGCACCAGUUCAAGGAGCGUCUGAAACACCUCAUAUCAUGCAUCGCCCAACAGGCAGAUGCAGCUCAAUACAGGAGAGCCAGUCCAGAAGCUGUCAGCACUCCCAGUGAGCCUUUAGACACUGAUCAGCCAGAGAAGGUUCAGAAGAUUCCAGAGCAGGACCUGGAGGUGGCUGAGGCCCAGUCAGCAUCCGUGGUCCAUCAAGAGCCGGGUGCGCAUCCGGUGCCUUUGUUUGCAUUCUCCAUCAAAGACCCCACCUACAGACAGGAGGUCUCUGUCCCACCCACACCUCAGAAGAGGAAGGCCUGUCAGACCAGCUGCCCCCAUAAAAUCAUCAAGAUGGAGUCAGAGGAGGAAAAGGAGGCCAGGCUGGUCCUCAGCUCUCCCAAACAGCCCAGGCCCAGCACUUCAAAGGCAGUCUCACCACCUCACCUGAAUGGACCCCCCAGCCCCGAGAGCCCGAUCGUUGGAAAUGAGGUCAUCCUGUCCAGUGACAAUCACAUGACCAGCGAACCCGGGGAGGCAGAAGAGCGCAUCGUGGUGAUCAGCAGCUCGGAAGACUCCGAUGCGGAAAACUCGGUGAGUGGCCCAGCACUCUGGGCCAGAACUCCCGUCUCUCCCAACUCCAGGUCCUAG
Messenger RNA from Elephantulus edwardii (Cape elephant shrew), 1767 nucleotides. RefSeq names its product promyelocytic leukemia (gene PML). Lineage: Eukaryota; Metazoa; Chordata; Mammalia; Macroscelidea; Macroscelididae. Gene Ontology annotation, molecular function: ubiquitin-protein transferase activity; zinc ion binding. The transcript is spliced from 7 exons. The record is from RefSeq and is a predicted model, not a curated record. Gene Ontology annotation, biological process: positive regulation of DNA-templated transcription; PML body organization; intrinsic apoptotic signaling pathway in response to DNA damage. Gene Ontology annotation, cellular component: nucleoplasm; PML body; chromatin. Bases 1 to 1767 code for a protein of 588 amino acids.